AAUUAAUAUCAACUACAGUGUCAACUGUCAAUCUAAAAUUUGUGUGUAUGAACAAGUGGUAAUAGUGAAUUGGAAUUCGAAAUCAUACUAUCAAACCAUUACAAAAUCCAUUUAUUGUAGUAUAACAAAUCGCAGUGUACUAAUAUCUGCCAAAAGCACGAAUCUUUUUUGACAUAUUUUCAUAAUGUUUAUCAGAAUAAAUAUAUUGAAGUGAUGCAUCUAUAAUCCCUAUAAACAUUGAACCCAAAAACAAGGCUACAUUCCCAUACAUGGAAUAUACAUGAUUAAAAAUUACCAUGGAAAGUGUACGAAGAUCAUGGAAACUACAAGAGUUUGUUGCUCACAAGGCAAAUGUCAACUGCCUGGCCAUGGGACAUAAGUCAAACCAGGUACUGGCGACUGGUGGUGACGACAAAAAAGUCAAUUUGUGGGCUAUUGGACGACAAAGUUGCUUGAUGAGCUUAAGUGGUCAUACAACUCCAGUAGAAUGUGUAUGCUUUGGGCAUUCUGAAGACUUAGUAUGUGCCGGCUCCCAGACUGGCGCUCUCAAGAUUUGGGACCUGGAAGCAGCUAAACUUUUAAGGACCUUCACUGGUCACAAAGGUGCAAUAAAAUGUAUGGACUUCCAUCCUUAUGGAGACUACUUGACAACAGGGUCAUGUGACAGCAGCAUUAAGUUAUGGGACACAAGGAAAAGAGGAUGCAUUGUCACUUACUCAAGCCACCGCCUGCCAGUCAACAGUCUUCAGUUCAGUCCUGAUGGACAAUGGAUUGCCUCUGCAUGUGAAGAUGGUCUAGUUAAGGUCUGGGAUGUGCGUGUUGGCAAAGUACUUCAAGAGUUUGCAGAGCAUACCUCUGCAGUAACCUGUGUAAAAUUCCAUCCACAUGAAUUCCUUCUUGCUAGUUGUAGUACGGAUAGAACAGUCAAUUUUUGGGACAUGGAGAAAUUCCAAUUGGUAUCAAAGUUUGAAAAAGAAAAUACUUCAAUUAGACAUAUGGUGUUCAGUGAUGACGGAACCACCUUAUUAGGAUGUGCUAAUGAUGGUUUACAUGUUGUUGGAUGGGAACCAGCCCGGAUACUUGACACAGUUCACGGGCAUUGGGGUCAAAUCCAUGACAUAACAGUAGCACAGACACAAAUGAUAGCAGGAUCGUUCCAUUCAACAUAUGUGGUUUUAAUGGUUGUCGAUCUCAAUAAAGUGCAUCCAUUUGGCGGGCCACCGCCUGUAUCGCCGCCAUUUGUUCGAGACCUUUCUCCAUUCCAAAAAGGACACUCUGUGCGCAAGAGUUUCUCAAAGGAAAAACCACCAAAAGAAGUUUUACACAGGCCAACACUGCUAGACGAAAAAACAGCUGAGGAAUCUACAUCAGGGACAGAAGCUGAUGAGGAUUCAGGUGCCAUUAUAUCCAAUUUUAAUGACUACUCUGAAAUAUUCCGUCCCUCUCGAGCGUUGACGCGCACCCCACCGCCAGCCAACAGUUUGUCCUCUGAAGAUUUUUCCAUAACAGUACAAGAGCCGCUGGAAAAAGAGCCUGCAGUGAGCACGUCCCUGCGAGAACUCAUGCUGGAGCCCGCGCCGCCGCAGCGACAGCGCCCCGAGCACUACUCCCGCAUCCCCACCUCCACCAAGGAACAUUACAGUAUUGUAGAGAAAAGAACUGAAAAUUAUUCUAGGUUGGUGGAGAAUAAUAAAGAAGAUAAAAUAUUCGGGACAGCACCAACCUCCGCCUUAAGGGAUUACACUACCAGCUCUGUCACGGCAAGCUCGCUUAACAGGCACAAUUCCUAUAAAGAAACGAAAUCGACAACUGACUUAUCUUCAAGCAAUUUGCGCCAGAGCAAUAGUGAGGUGUCAUUGGGUCCUCCAACUUUGGGUCCUCGCUCGCUUUCAUUUACCAGAUCACCCAGCGAAAAUACAAGACGACGAGUGGAUAGUGUCACUAGCGACACCGUUCCCGUUAGCCGAAGUGUUGAGGCUGCUGACCCAGAACCGGAAUUCAUACCAUAUAGUACCGACAGACCAGUGGGGCUUGAUCUGGAUGAAUUCUUACCACGCGGGCUGGUGGGCGGCACGGCGCGGCGCGGGGCGCGCGGCGGCGGCGCCGAGCCCAGCGAGCAGGAGGUGCUCGGCGUCAUGAUGCGCGGACACGACUCCAUGAUGGCCGUGCUCACCGCUCGACAACGCGCUUUACAGAUAUUCCAUUCAGUAAGAGUCAAUAAAAGUUUAAAAGCAGCCUUGGAGUCUGUCAUCGCCUUAGAGGAUACCUCAGUAAUACUCGACAUUCUGAAUGUUAUGGCGCAUAAACCGUCCUUAUGGAAUUUAGAUAUGUGUUUACUAAUGUUACCAAAAAUAUACGAAUUAUUGCAGAGCAAAUACGAAUCAUACAUGCAGUGCGGAUGCAACGCGUUAAGAUUGAUAGUGCGCAACUUCUCGUCGGUGGUGCGCGCGAACGUGAGCGCGCCGGUGCGCACGCUGGGCGUCGACAUCCCGCGCGAGGAGCGCUACGCCAAGUGCGCGCAGAUCCACCGCCUGCUGCUCGACGUGCGCGCCUUCCUGCUCAAGCGUCAGACGCUGCAGGGCCGUCUCGGCGCCGCCUUCAGGGACCUACAUAUUCUCAUGCAGCAAGGACUUGACUAAAACAUUUGUCUAGCAAUUCGCGUGCCUUAUAACACUAAUAAUAGUAAUGAUACAUAAAAAAAAAUCAUAUAUAUUAUUGUUUGCAUUUUAUAUAAUACGCCAACUUAAUGCAGUACUUGGAAAUACGAAAGUAAAAAUAUUAUCAAUAAUUAUCAAUAUUUUUGCUAACAGAAAUACAAAAGUGUCACAUAAAGUUUAACAAAAUGUAACCUGUAAAUUGCUUUUGAUGGAUUAUUUAUACUCUAUCAAAAUUCAAAUAAAAAAAGAACACCAAAAUAAAACAGUUCUACUGCAAAUGAUAGCAAAUAGCAGUUAACGAUUUCACUUUGAAUAAAAAAUGAUCAUAUUUAACCUAGUAGUAUUUAAGUAUGCAGAAUGUAAAUUUUUUCAACUAAAGAAAAUGAGGCUUUGAAUUCGAUACCCAAAUUUCAUUCCUUUCAUUUACUUAAUGCUUAUUUACUAUAUUCAACUGUUUUGAAUAUUUCAGUCAACUUGCAAAGUUACCCAAUUUCAUAAUGAUGAAAAUAUGAUGGUUUUUAGAAUUUAGAUCAUUCCUAACUCGAUUAUUCCAAUGGAUUAUUAGACCGAUACGAACCUGCAUGUCAUAAGACCAGAUAAUACAUUUAUAAAUUGAUUUACAUAGCCAACCAAUAUAAUUACGCAUUUAUUAUUAACCAACAUGCAUUUUCAAUUAUUAUUAUUGAUAUCAGAAAAUGUAUGUUUUUAGUAUGUUUGGGUAAUCAGGAUGAUGUCAAUAUCAUCUUACUAUAACAACAUAUAGAGCAGAUGAAGAUAUACUGCAAAAAAAAUGUCUGUUCAUAUGUAGUUUUUGUUUACUGUAUAUGUAAAGAUAAAUAUUAUACUAAAUUACAGAAAUUAGACUGACUACAUUCAGUAACAAAACAGUAUUAUUUUUCAAAGCUGGUGUCUAUUAAAUUGCCAGCUUUGUUAAGUAACAAACAAACAUACAAAACACAAUUUUCUAUUUAACUUAGACAACACCAAAAAAAUAUCAAAUGUGUAUAUAAACAUAAAAAACUGAAUGGAGAAGAUUACUUUGCUUGUGUUUUAAUAACAUCUUAUUUAUACCAUAUAUUAAGUUCAAUUAUUUUUUGGAUUGUAGUCGUUUUUAGAAGCAUUUUUUUUCUUGUAUUGCAGUAUACUUAUUUGUAGCAUUAUAAUAUUAAACAUUUUGUGAUUAAGAUAAUGUUAACAUGAUGAUAAUGAAUUAGGUAUUUAUUAAAUGUGAAAAGCAGCUACCUAACAUUACUGGCAAAGCGGUGGCAUAGGCCAUUGUAAUAACUAAAUUAUUAUACACCUAACAUUUUUUUGGAAUAAAAUAAAAGAUAAUAUUUAAAGUC
Manduca sexta (tobacco hornworm) is the source of this 4000-nucleotide messenger RNA. RefSeq names its product katanin p80 WD40 repeat-containing subunit B1. The record is from RefSeq and is a predicted model, not a curated record. The transcript is spliced from 16 exons. Lineage: Eukaryota; Metazoa; Arthropoda; Insecta; Lepidoptera; Sphingidae. Gene Ontology annotation, cellular component: katanin complex. Gene Ontology annotation, biological process: microtubule severing; microtubule depolymerization. Gene Ontology annotation, molecular function: microtubule binding. The coding region runs from base 297 to 2639 and encodes 780 amino acids.